Messenger RNA from Sardina pilchardus (European sardine), 3255 nucleotides. RefSeq names its product membrane bound O-acyltransferase domain containing 1 (gene mboat1). The record is from RefSeq and is a predicted model, not a curated record. Gene Ontology annotation, molecular function: acyltransferase activity. The transcript is spliced from 13 exons. Bases 177 to 1664 code for a protein of 495 amino acids. Gene Ontology annotation, biological process: lipid modification. Gene Ontology annotation, cellular component: membrane. Lineage: Eukaryota; Metazoa; Chordata; Actinopteri; Clupeiformes; Clupeidae.
UUCAGCUGUGCGGCGAACCACCCGGCAACAAUGUAACUUCCAUACGUGCACAGGAUCCUCAGCUCGCCGGAUCAACCUUUUUAAUUCGUUCAUAUGGUGAUAUAAUAACGUUAAGCGUACAGGCAGAUUCACUAUACCGAAAUUUUGGAGUUAGACCUUCGAGCGUAAAAUGAAGGAUGGGGGAGGAAACUGUCAUCCAUAGAACCACAGGCUCUUUGCUGCUGUCUCCAGUCAGCGACAUCGUUGGGGUCCCUUUGGACCAGGUGAACUUCUUAGUUUGCCAGAUAUUUGGGCUUGCAGUGGCCUGCUGGUUCCGUCUCUCUCUGAGUCCGUGGCGAUUUGGUCCAGUGGUCCGCCAUGUCGUGGCCACUCUUCUUGGGUGCUGUUUUGCCAUAUUCUGCUUUGGCUGGUAUGCCUCACACCUUUUCAUCCUGGUUCUUGCAUGUUACGCAAUCAUGGUCAUGGCAAGCCACGGCAACAUUCACAGGUAUUCUAUGAUCGCAGCCAUGGGGUACCUGACAGUAUGUCAGAUCAGCAGGGUCUUCAUCUUCAACUACGGCAUCCUGUCCACAGACUUCUCAGGGCCUCUGAUGAUAGUCACACAGAAGAUCACUAUCCUCGCAUUUCAGGUGCACGAUGGCACAAGUAAGGAAGACACUCUGACGGCGGAGCAAAAAGAGCAGGCUGUACUAUCGAAGCCUUCACUGCUGCAGUACCUGAGCUACAACCUGAACUUCUUCAGCGUGCUGGUGGGGCCUUGCAGUAACUACAAGGACUACGUGGCCUUCAUCGAGGGCAGGCAUGCCCAGCACAGGCUGCGGAGGCCGGGGGCUCAGGGAGUGUCUGUGCAGAACGGAUGGGACAAAGUGGCCGAGCCCUCGCCAGUGGGCGCUGUCGUCCAUAAGCUGCUUGUCUGCGCUGGAUGUCUGCUGGUGUUCUUCACCAUCACCAAAGCCUUCCCCAUCGCACACAACAUGGACCCGCUCUUCAUCAGCCAGGCGCCCUUCCUCACCAGGCUGACGUACGCCUUUGUGUCCAUACAGGCAGCCAGACCCAAGUUUUACUUCGCCUGGACGUUAGCGGAUGCGGUCCACAAUGCAGCAGGGUAUGGCAUCAAAGGUCUAAAUGAGAAGGGAGAAGUGUCCUGGGACCUCGUCUCAAACAUUAAUAUUUGGGAAAUUGAGGCAACGACCAGCUUUAAAAACUUCAUCGACAACUGGAAUAUUCAGACAGGGAUUUGGCUGAAAUGUGUGUGCUACGACCGUGCGUCCCGCUACCGUACGGCCCUGACAUUCGUGCUGUCGGCGCUGUGGCAUGGCGUCUACCCAGGAUAUUACUUUACCUUCCUCACCGCCAUCCCAAUCACUAUGGCUGCCCGCGCAAUGCGUAAGAAUGUGCGACAUCACUUCCUGUCGUCCAGCACGCUUAAGUUGAGCUAUGACGUGGUAACUUGGGCCGCCACCCAGCUCACUAUCUGCUACACCGUCAUGCCUUUCCUGCUGCUGGCAGUAGAACCCACAAUGCAAUACUACAGAUCGAUGUACUUCCAUGUGCACAUCAUCAGUGUGCUGCUCGCACUCUCUCUGCCCAGCAAACCCAGAGCCCCCCUGCUGCAGCCUCAACCUCAGCCUCACAACCUCAACAACAACGUGAAAGGAGACUGACGUGCUCCUUUGCUGAAGAACAAGUGUGUGUGUGUGUGUGUGUGUGUGUGUGUGUGUGUGUGUGUGUGUGUGUGUGUGUGUGUGUGUGGAGAAAGGGGCAGGAUGGGACAAAGGCCCCUCUGUGUGAACACAACAAAGACUGCUCAGCAAGGACAGCACCCGCUGGUUGGGCGGCCCUGAGCAGCAAACAACACACACACACACACACACACACACACACACACACACACACACACACACACACACACACACACACACACACACACACACACACACACACACACACACACACACACACACACACACACACACACACACACAGAGAGAGAGAGAGAGAGAGAGAAAUGCCCACCAGACACAAAUACACACAUACAUACACACACACACACACACACACACACACACACACACAUAAAUACCCAAUGCACAUGCAGACACUUGCAGAGAUACACACAGAAAUACCCAUUGAACACACACAAGUAUUUUGUACAAUACAAACACACAACUCUGUCCACAUAGUGUACAUAGUGUAAACUCACAUACAAAGACACACACAGACACACAGACACAGACAAACACACACAGACACACACACAGACACACAGACACACACACACACACACACACACACAGACAAUACAGCACAGCACAACACAUGCACUCACUAUGAUAUGCCAAUUCAUUCAUGCAUAUACAUACACUCCACCCACUGUUUAACAUGGAGUUGUGUGUAGGCAAAGUUGCACACACAUGGAUAUGCAUUUACCCAGGAUGCAUGCUGCCAACAGAUUCCUCUGAUCGGCAUGCAGCAUACACUGGUUACUGAAUUGCAUUGACACUGAGCCAAAGGAGCCUCACAAACAUGGCCGCAAAACAUGGCCGCCGGGCAGAGGUCAGGGGUCACGUCACUGAAUCCACUGUACUGUCUAUGCACUCCCACUGAGCCCAGGUCACUGGGAGAUCUGGUCACUUGGCACACUUUCAUCAGUAAAUUAAUGCUAGCUACUCUCGCCUGGGGGGUGUACUACAAGGGGAGAAAUUGCGUUCAGAUUUCACAAACAGAGGCGGAUGUUUCUGGUUGACUUUGUUUUUUCUUUUCCUUUGAACUUUUUAGAUUCAGGCAGUUGUCACAGAUGUUUGCCACUUAUUUCAAUUCUUAGUAUACCCCUCUGGCCCGUUACGUUUUGUUUGUACGUUGAUAGUACUGUUGAUGUACUGGGUGCUGGUUGAGUCUGAUUACUAUUAAUUUAAUACCACUGCGUAACUAUUUAUUUGAGAAUUACACUGUAUUUGAAGAAGGGCUGGCACAAGGCGUGAAGGAUUUUCUUUUCCUUCACAAGACUGUUCCCUGGGGUCACUGUAGGACCCUGCUUGCCCACAGCCAACCAUGUGGUGUGUCUGCGCUAUGAAUUAUAUGAUGUGGUUUUGUUUGUUUUUGUUUUUUGUUUUUGUCAGAAAUGCCUUUUUUGAGUGUAAAUGUAUGAAUGUCUUUGUUUUUACCAGCUAAUACUGCUACAAGUGUGUGUGUAAGUGUGCUCCUGAUAUGUGAAAAAAAAGAAUGUUGUAUGGGUGUGAUGACAAUAAACUGAUU